UUCCCCAGGUAGAAUGCCACGUUCCUCACAUCCAUCGCUUCACUAGGUACCGCCUAGUAUCCGGCGUUCGCGCUCGAGGAUCUCUAGAUCUCGUGCGAGGACGAGCCACUCGCGCUCCACAACAUGAACGAUUCCUCACCUCGGCCACAGCAGCGGCCUCGUCGGCGUAAAGGUAAAUUGCUCCACGCACACAUCAUCUGCCGCACCCUCCUCUUCCUGAUCGCCCUAGCAACGCUCGUAAUCUUCAUCUACGUCGCCGUGGAAUUCGGGCCGCAUGACAGCGCAAGACGAUACCCGGUGGCCAUAUCUGCGGCCGCGCUCGCGCUCCCCUUUGACCCCCUCGCACUCCUCAGUUACUUCCGGGGCCCAGCAGAGACCAGGUGGACGAUCGCGCUCGAUAUCAUUGUUGCGAUCCUCGCGAUCAUCGGCGGCGUGACGGUGCUUUUCACCCAUUAUGCCGGGGGAGGACCGGAUUUGAGGCCCUAUGGGUUCGCAGAGAUUGACGGGGUCCCGAUGGCUAUGGCGUUUGUUUUGGGGUGA
Aspergillus calidoustus is the source of this 540-nucleotide messenger RNA. The record is from the annotation of a GenBank genome assembly. NCBI's taxonomy places the organism in Eukaryota, Fungi, Ascomycota, Eurotiomycetes, Eurotiales, Aspergillaceae.